AUGGGUACUUGCGGUGGAAUAUGUGGACAGAGCAAUCCUGAGAAUACGAUUGUAAAAAUUUAAUAAACCAAUAUGGGGGAUGUAGAUAAUUAAAUUGAGAUGGGAUUAUAAAUGGCAGAUGAAGGUGUUUUAAUAACAAAUUAAUAAAGAGUUCAGGAAGUGUAGAAUUAAACAAAUUUAAAUCAUGAAAAUCAAUUAGACGAGACUUAAAAGAGACAUUCUUUCAAUUUUGAUGAAAUUAAAACUUAAAUAUUAUAGAUGUCAGUUCUCGACAAAUUUGAACCUGUUACUUUAGAAUCUGGGGCCAUUUUUAUCGGAUAAUGGUAGAAUGAACAGAGGCAUGGUUGGGGGAAAUAGCUAUGGCCAGAUCAAUCAGUGUAUGAGGGAGAAUGGGUUAAUGACAAGGCUUGCGGAAAAGGGAAACUGAUUCAUGCUGAUGGAGAUGUGUAUGAAGGGGAAUGGGUUAAUGACAAAGCUAAUGGAUUAGGCAGAUAUUGUCAUUUGAAUGGAGCAAUAUAUGAAGGAGAGUGGAAGGAUGAUAAAUAACACGGUUAUGGAGAGGAGCAAUGGCCAGAUGGUUCAAAAUAUAAAGGAUAAUAUGAAGAUGGUAAGAAACAUGGUAAAGGGAAAUUAUAAUUUGCCGAUGGAUCAUUUUACAAUGGAGAAUUCAAUCAGAAUGAAAUACAUGGGAAAGGUAGUUUAUUAUAGGUUAUAUAAGGUCGAUAUGUUUGGGCAGAUAAAAGGGAGUAUGAAGGAGAAUGGAAUAACAAUAAAAUGCACGGGAUUGGAAUAACGAAAUGGCCAGAUGGGAAAAUAUAUGAUGGGGAAUAUAAGAAUGACAAGAAAGAAGGUUAAGGCUCCUUCUUUUGGCCAGAUGGGAGAAAGUACAUAGGGUAAUGGUUGGAUGGCAAACAACAUGGGAGAGGAACCUUUACAAAAGUAGAUGGAGAAAGUCGUCAAGGAGAAUGGGUGGAUGGAAAAAGAAUCAGAUGGUUAGAGGUUGAGGAACAAUAAUCAGAUUGA
Paramecium tetraurelia is the source of this 1023-nucleotide messenger RNA. RefSeq lists its product as uncharacterized. Lineage: Eukaryota; Ciliophora; Oligohymenophorea; Peniculida; Parameciidae. The transcript has 2 exons. The record is from RefSeq and is a predicted model, not a curated record.